AUGUCUGGAGCUUCCGAUUUUUUGUCCAAAGGAAUUGAUCUUGUUCAAAAGGCGAUUGAUGCCGAUACGGCCACUAGAUAUGAAGAAGCAUACAAGUUAUACUAUAACGGAUUGGAUUAUUUGAUGCUAGCAUUAAAAUACGAAAAAAACCAGAAAUCUAAGGAGUUGAUUAAAUCGAAAUUCACAGAAUACUUGACCAGAGCUGAGCAAUUAAAGGAUCAUUUAGAGAAACAAUCGAAAUCUAACACAGCAGAAGGAUCGUCAGAUGGGUCAACGAAGGCUAAGAAAUCAGGAGAUGGAGAUGAUGAUGAUACGAAAAAGUUGAGGGGAGCAUUGGCAGGAGCCAUCUUAUCGGAAACGCCGAAUGUAAAAUGGGAUGAUAUUGCAGGGUUGGAAAGUGCCAAAGAGGCUUUAAAAGAAGCAGUCAUAUUACCAGUAAAGUUUCCUCAGUUAUUUACGGGAAAUCGUAAACCAACUUCGGGUAUCUUGUUAUAUGGUCCACCAGGUACAGGUAAAUCGUAUUUGGCAAAAGCGGUAGCUACAGAGGCCAAGUCUACAUUCUUUUCUGUAUCCUCGUCAGAUUUGAUUUCAAAAUGGAUGGGAGAAUCUGAAAGAUUGGUCAAACAGUUAUUUACUAUGGCACGAGAAAAUAAACCCUCGAUCAUUUUUAUUGAUGAAGUUGAUGCAUUGUGUGGACCAAGAGGCGAAGGUGAAAGUGAAGCGCUGAGAAGAAUCAAAACCGAAUUAUUGGUUCAGAUGAAUGGGGUGGGUAACGAUUCGAGCGGUGUUUUAGUUUUAGGUGCAACUAAUAUUCCAUGGCAACUAGAUGCUGCUAUAAGAAGAAGAUUUGAAAGGAGAAUUUAUAUUGCGUUACCAGAAGCGGAAGCAAGAACAAGAAUGUUUGAAAUUAACAUUGGAACUGUUCCGUGUGAAUGCACAAGUCAAGACUACAAAAUGCUAGCUGAUAUGACAGAAGGAUAUUCGGGUCAUGAUAUCGCAGUGGUAGUGAGAGAUGCUUUGAUGCAACCUAUUCGUAAGAUUCAGCAGGCCACUCAUUUCAAGCAAGUAUUGAACGAAGAUGGCGAAGAAAAAUUGACUCCUUGCUCUCCAGGUGAUGAAGGUGCUAGAGAAAUGAGUUGGCAAGAUAUUGAUACUGAUGAAUUAAAAGAGCCUGAGUUGACUAUCAAGGAUUUUAUUAAAUCGAUUAAAAAUAAUAGACCUACUGUUAAUCAAUCUGAUAUUGGUAAUCAUACCAAGUUUACGGAAGAUUUCGGUCAAGAAGGUAACUAG
Debaryomyces fabryi is the source of this 1290-nucleotide messenger RNA. RefSeq names its product AAA family ATPase (gene VPS4). The record is from RefSeq and is a predicted model, not a curated record. The transcript has a single exon. Gene Ontology annotation, molecular function: ATP hydrolysis activity; ATP binding. Gene Ontology annotation, biological process: vacuole organization; endosomal transport. The coding region runs from base 1 to 1290 and encodes 429 amino acids. Lineage: Eukaryota; Fungi; Ascomycota; Pichiomycetes; Serinales; Debaryomycetaceae.